Molecule: messenger RNA, 558 nt
Organism: Penicillium salamii
Lineage: Eukaryota; Fungi; Ascomycota; Eurotiomycetes; Eurotiales; Aspergillaceae
Source: the annotation of a GenBank genome assembly
AUGUUCAACCUUCCCCUUUGGAGACCAUCGCUUCCAACAGCCAACAGCCAACAGCCAACCACUUCAAAGUACUUGACUUCAAUUGUUUCAACAGCAGCCAUGGCAAGCGAAGCUCUGCCUCAACCGGAGCUGACCGCCCCAAGCGUGAAGCCUCAAGAGGUGUCAUUCACCUUACCAAAAGCCUUCCAUACAACAGCACAUGUCCAUCUAAACUUCCUGGGUCAUUGCGCUAUGGUGUUCCUGGCGACCUCUAGCCCAGCAGAAUCUGGAGGCUCCAUCAAGCCAAUGGGAAGUUUCGUCUACGCGAUGCCCGACCGUACAUCACCAAAAUCAACAAUAGCCACAACACUUUACACCUCAGCACCUAGCAUUGAGUACACAUCCCGCAUAGCCAAGAUCCUGGCCAGGAGGUUUUCCAUUCCUGUUUAUGUCGGUUGCAGCAUCGACCCGCAUGGUCUGGGUCUGGAAGUGGAGGAGGAAAUGGAGGGGCUCACCAAGAUCAUCAACGUUAUCAUGGAAAAGUGGGAAGAGCACAAAAAGGAGACCCCGGUACAAUAG